Messenger RNA from Hansenula ciferrii, 1593 nucleotides. RefSeq lists its product as uncharacterized. The record is from RefSeq and is a predicted model, not a curated record. NCBI's taxonomy places the organism in Eukaryota, Fungi, Ascomycota, Saccharomycetes, Phaffomycetales, Wickerhamomycetaceae. The transcript has a single exon. The coding region runs from base 1 to 1593 and encodes 530 amino acids.
AUGGGAGUAAUUGAGGGUUCAAAUGGCGCUAUGGACAAUGAUAUAAAAGAUCUGAAGGAAAGCCCCCCAUUUCAGAGAAGGGGUAUACCUGGUGUCAACUCGGAUGCUUAUCAUUUUGGAUACUUAGAUGAUCAAAUGGUGAAUUACAGAUCAAAACCCCCUGUUCACACAAAGUAUGAUUCGUUGCUUGAAACCCUAUAUAUAUUUGGUGCUUUGUUGUUCAUAACGUUGAUAUUGACUGGAUUUUGGUUUGGUUGCAGGGAGUACCAGUAUUCAUUAAAAAGGAAGAAGCGUUUGCAGUCAUCAGGAUCAGAUUGGACAUCAAGGUCACAGAUUUCUAUUGAUGAUAUUACAGGAAGAAUAAAUAAUGCAGAAAUGAUUCAAGGUCAAACAAACCCAGCAUAUCCAACCCUACAACAAAACAAUACAAGCUUAAUAAAUCAUCAAAAUAUCUUAUCCACGGGAAGAAGAUUUUCACAUACUCAAGAAGAAAUGGAAAAUAGAGAUAUAACGUUGGGUGACACUUUUGAAGGGGAUUUGCCUGACAAUGAAAAUUUGGAUCUGUCUUGCUCUCCAUUACACGUUGUCCAAAAUUCUAUAACUUAUUCACUCAAUUCAUUAGAAAAUCUUUUACCAGAGCAUGAUUUACUUAAAUCUUCAAAUUUGAACAAAAGAAUAUAUUCAAUAAGUGAGUUGUAUUACUUGAAACCAACAGAGCACAAUGGACAACCAAUCAUGGAAGAUCCAAGAUCUUUGAAUUUGAGGAAAGCAAUUGAGCUAUCGAUUCCGUAUCAACAUGUAUCAUUUCACUCCCCUUGGACAGCUGAAAAAACAAUUAAAGAAAUUGAAGAAAUUUCGGUACACGAGGGUCCUUCUCCAAUCCUUGAUAAUGCUACCAAAGGAAUUGCAAUAUUAAGAUUCAUAGCAAUCAUUGCCAACUCACACACAUUAAACAACCCAAAUAUAUUUCUUCCAAGUCUUAACAACGCAAUAGAAGAGCUCAUUGACACAGGUAAAAUAUUCAGCUUACUGUUAAGAACAAAUGCUUAUAAUUUCAGGAGCUUAGUCGAAACGAUGUUACAAUAUUGUUAUGCCCAUUGGGUAAUGCAUUAUGAACAAAAUGGUUCUUUCAUCAGAACACAGUUUGCUAAAUGGAAGAUCAAUUCACCAAUAAUAAUGCCUCAUUAUGUUAUAGUUCGAUACCUUAUUAAUUUACAGAUUGCCUCACUUAGCUCAGCACAAACACUCGGCUCAGAAAUUUUACAGAAUUUUCAAAUCAAGAUACUGAUUUUAUUGAAAGUUUUCUUCAACAAUGAUGACUGUAAUGAUUUAUCAGGAUUUAUACCGAUCCUAACACAAGCUAUAGAUUUCACAGAAGAUUUCUCCAGUCAGAAACUAUUUUAUGAAUUGAUAUAUAUAAUGUUGAAAAGACACUCCAAGUGUUGCCUAGAGAAUCAAUUAAAAGAUUAUGAGCUUGAUUUGAAAAGAACAGUUCAAAACGGAUUCUGGAUAAAAAAUCAUGGAGAUAUUCGCCUGAUGGCCACAAAGAUUCAUAUGGUUAUUUUAGAGUGCCAACCAAGUGCCAUGUCGUAA